Messenger RNA from Notolabrus celidotus (New Zealand spotty), 3599 nucleotides. It is a transcript of the gene gpc3, whose product is annotated as glypican 3. The transcript has 7 exons. Gene Ontology annotation, cellular component: cell surface; extracellular region; plasma membrane. The coding region runs from base 305 to 1813 and encodes 502 amino acids. NCBI's taxonomy places the organism in Eukaryota, Metazoa, Chordata, Actinopteri, Labriformes, Labridae. The record is from RefSeq and is a predicted model, not a curated record. Gene Ontology annotation, biological process: regulation of protein localization to membrane; positive regulation of canonical Wnt signaling pathway; cell migration.
GAACCUUUGACCUUACGUACACUUACGUACACUUUGUAUUUGAGCGCCCGUUUUCGAGAGUUUAGUACCAGUGCGAAGCACAAUGGAUCGUUUUAAUAUUUCAUAAAUGUCUGCGCAGUUAAAAACAGCAAAGGAAAGAUGUCCAAGUAAGGCUUAUUCCGGUUCGGUUUUAUGGAUCUGAGACAUAGAAGUGUCACUAAACGGGACUAAGAAAAGUCUGAGGACGGCCAUGAGGAAGGGGAUCCGGAUUUUGUGUUGAGGAAUCAAUCAGGCUUUGGAAACACACAAGCGAUCAUCCUCGUGAAUGUCAAGUUCUUCAAAAAUGCCCAUGCAUUCACAUUCAACCAUAACAACAGACUGGUUUAUCAUGAAGACAUCAGUUGAGGCCUUUGACCUGGUGCUGCGGCAUGGACGUAAUUCCACCCUGACCAUGCUGAAGUCAGAGUUCCCAGGUCUUGGUAGUAGUGCCCAGAGCUCUGUUGGGCAGCUCUUCCUGGACAUGUCGCUCUACAUCCUGGGCUCGGACUCAACCGUUGACCACAUGGUGGCAGUGCUGUAUGGUCGCCUCUUCCCUCUGAUGUACCGCCGCCUGCUGGGGGGCAGUGUGUCCACUGUGUCUGAGGAGUGUGUGAGAGGAGCCUGGAAGGACUCAGAAGCAUUUGGCCUGUAUCCCAAACUGAUGAUGACCCGUCUGUCUCGCUCUCUCCUGGCAACACGAGUCUUCCUGCAGGCACUCAACCUGGGCAUCGAGGUCGUCAACACCACAGACCACCUGCGGCCUGGCCGGGACUGUAGCCGGGCCUUGCUGAGGUUGUGGUACUGCCCGCACUGCCAGGGCAUGCUGGGGCCACCAGCCUGCAGGGGCUUCUGUCAGACGGUGAUGCAAGGCUGCCUGGGAGGAGCGGCCGAGGUGCAGCCUCACUGGAGGACUUACGUAGAAGGACUGGGGAAGCUGGCUGGCGGCAUGAGAGGAGAGCAGGACAUGGAGGCUGUAGUUCUUAGAUUACCUUCAAUGAUCAAACUGGCUCUGAAGCAUGCUGUGAAUGCCCGCACUCGUCUCAGCGCAAAGGUGAGCGGUGUGUGUGGACACACUCCUCAACGGGCCUCUCGCUCUGUGUCGUUCUCUCUUCCUCAGCCUCCUGCUGCCUCUGACACCCGCAAGGCACAGUUCUCAUCCCCAGACUCUGAUGAGACUUUGGCUGGUCUCCGCAGGGAGUUUAUUAACGACCUCAGGGGCUUCAGCUCCUUCUACAGUGGUCUUGGGGAGGCACUGUGCAGCCGUGAGCCUGCUCCAGCAAACCACUCCCUCUGCUGGAACGGGCAGGAGAUGACUGAUAGGUUUGCUGGGCCUGGCCCGAAGCGGACAAAUCCUGGCUCAGAGUCCCGAAGCAACAAGCCCCCUGAGCCGGUCAUCAGCCAAAUCAUAGACAAACUCAAACACAUCAACCAGCUGCUGCGGAUGGUGACAGUAUCUGAGAAGCGCUGGAGAGCACGGUCGCGUGGAGGUGGAGUGGACGGGUGGAGCGACGAGGGGGAGGAAGGAUUUGAGAGUGGUGACUGUGAUGAUGAAGAUGAGUGCGCUGGAGUGUCCGGGCUGGGGCCGCCACCGAGACGCAAACGGUUACGCAUCUUUGCAGACCUUGCUGAUAACCUGGCAAUGGACGACUUCACCUUCCAGGAGCAGCUUCUGACCCCUCGCUUGGCCACAGCCGGGGUGGGAGGCGUGUCCUCACCUGCGGCUCCACUGUGGAGGAGCUACCUGUUCCUGAUACUUCCUCUUACGUUAUCUCUGCUCCUGCCCUGUCCACACUGACCGGUGUGCUCAGACACUCCCAUCACUCCUUUUUCCCCUUGGAUUCAUUACAAACUUUUUUAAAGUUCUAGUCCUUAAUGUAAAGUCCAGCAACUCAUCAAAGGAAGCACGAACAACAAAACAAAUGCUCUGUUUCUUUUAAUGUGUCUCAGCAGGAACCUGUUUUUGGUUCAAAAUCACUGGAUGUUUGUAGAACCCCUUCGAAGCACAGCAGAGAAACUUAUGGCUUUGUGUAAAUUAAAACAAACGUGCCCUUUAGUACACUCCACCAGGGUUAUUGCAAUUUUUGUGCCCACUUAAAGCACCUCCUCACUUCUUUCAUACUGACUUCUGUAAAAUAACAAAGUGACAGGGACCCUCAUCAUUAGACAGCUUUGUCAUGGACCUGCAGGCGAGGAGCUCCACAACAGACCUUUUUCAAAAGCUCCCACCCCCCAGUCUGCCAUAAGUUAAUGCCCUGCAGAAAAAAUCUGGAAAAAGAAAACAUUUUUCUCUUUCAAUGGCAAUGAGUGAUCUCCUGCCAGGACUGGACUUCAGAUGGUGAGUUGUUGUGAACUCCAGAUCCCCACAGGCUGAGGUUUAACCCUCAUUAAAGAUGCACUGUACCUUGAAAUGCUCUGUUAUUACUUAAAGUUCCUUCUUUCUCUCUCAUCCUUUGUGUAACAACAGCUCACUUCCUUUAGACUGAUUCACACUCCAAUCUUUACUCUUUACUGUUUUGUAACGCUGAUGAACGAAACAGCCCUAAGUUGAAACCUGAAAAGUUUAAGUCCAAAAACCAGCCUGGAAACUGUACAGAUGAUUGUUUCAUGUGUUGGUGCCAUGUUCCCAAAAUUUCAGUCCCGGCACCUUUUACAAGAUGAUCUGAGUUUUGGGUUUUGACUCAUAAGUUCAUUAUAGUGAUUGUUUUUAGCUCAACCACUGAAAUGUUGCUGCAAAUUUCUAGCUUAUUCUUUAGCACUGUGCAUAGAGGGAGGCGUAAUAUGGAAUGUAAAUAUGUAUAAACAUGUGUAAAUGUAUUUGUAAUGUAGGUUUGCAUUAGCUCACAUAUUCAUAAGUCUGGUUCUUGUGUUCAACCAUUUGUUUUAGUAGUGUUUGUUUAGGCAGAAGUCAUAUUUUUCAAUCCUUCGCUUUAUUUUGUUUGAUUUUCCGAGAGAAAUGUGGUGGAAACUGGAUUCAAGCUCCCUCGUAUGGACCGGGGGGAAGUGUGAUGGAUAUUUGGGAGGACAGUAAUUAAAAACUGAAAGUGCAUCUGCUGCUGCCACUCAGCUGGCUUCACCCAGCUGUGAGUGUAACUGUACUCACUCAGACUAUCUAUCUUUUAGCUAUUCCUGCUUCUCCUCCAGGGUCUUGAGUUGUUUGAGCCAAGCUCAGCAAACUCUGGGACAGAAGCAAAAACUUUGUGGUCCAUGAGUUCAUCCCAGCCCUGAAACAUAAAUACAGACGACCAGUUGUGACACAUAGUAUCAGGGAAAGCAUACAGUAGGUUAAACUCCUAACAAUAGCUGCGGCUCUGCUCCAGGAAGGUGUGUCAGUGAGUCAUGUCUGUGUGCCGGCGUGCCGAGCACAAGAGGCCCGUUACUGGAACACAUAACAGAAUACAGUCUGGAUUAAUCUCAUUAGUUAGCUGCAUAUUUGUUGUGGGAUCCAUUCAUCAUGACCAUCAAACGGCAAUUUUAGACCAUGGGUCAAAGGUUGACUGAAAUACUUGGCAAGAAUUAUGUUGUUUUAUUUCAGUUGGACAUUGAUGAGAAAGUACAGCGUGAAAUAAACUAUUCAUCUUUUA